Punctularia strigosozonata HHB-11173 SS5 is the source of this 2693-nucleotide messenger RNA. RefSeq lists its product as uncharacterized. The record is from RefSeq and is a predicted model, not a curated record. Lineage: Eukaryota; Fungi; Basidiomycota; Agaricomycetes; Corticiales; Punctulariaceae. The transcript has 2 exons. The annotation marks the transcript as partial. Gene Ontology annotation, molecular function: protein binding.
AAUGGAUUUUCGGUACUUGCGCGAACCUCUGGACAUGGAGAGGGUGGAAGGGGCUCAUCAAAAUCGCCUUCGCGAGGACGAAAACACUCUCUUAGCGUGCUGCUGUGCAUUGCAGAGACUUGACCCGAGCGAUCCUCAGGUUCCCCACUACGCUUUGCACCUGGCAUCUCACUUGACACGACGGUAUACGUGCAUAGACGAAGCCGACGAUUUAGAGCAAGCUCUGAACGUUUGUCAAUGGGCACUUCAACAUCCCGAUUUACCAGCUGCGUUACGCGCCGCCCUCCUGGAUCAGCUGGGGCGGGUGGUCGGACUCCUAUGGAGGCGCGAUCACCGAUUACCCCUUGAAGAAGCCCUGUCCGCCCACCUUGAAUCUUCAGCCUGCAGGAAAGCGCAUGGGCUCGACGAGUCCGAUAACAUCUUUUGUGUAGCAAUGGCCACAUUCUACUUGGCGUUGUCCGACCCUGAGCCUUCAGCCGCGCUCUACGACUCCCUUGCUCUCAUGAAAACAGCUGCGCGGACGGCUAAAUGCGACGAGUUCAGGGCGGAGUAUCUGACUGUUGCAUGCAAUAUCCAUAUCAUCAUUUACGAAAACGUCGGGGAGAACUUGUUGGAUGACGCCCUCGCGAUGCUGAAGGAAGCUGUCGGUUUAACUGGCCAAGACAGCCCUCAUUACGGCCUGGUUUUUAUGCUCCUCGGUGGGGUGCUAUGGAAGAAGUUUCAGUCCCGAACCGUUGAUGGCACUUCCGAAGAUCUCGAGGCAGCCCUGCUCGCCCUGAAAAGGGCUCGUCGCAUUACCGCAACAACAUCUCCAGCGCUACACCGUCGAAUUAUGCACAACCUUGGAUGGGCAUUGUUGACCAGUUUCGAGCAUACCGGCAACAUGGACGAUCUCGAUGAGGCUAUGGAGAUAGCACGCGAAAACGUGGCAACAUGGGGAGACGCAAUGUCCCGGACGGUUGCGACCCGCAAGUUGCAGUUGUGUCUGCGGCGGCGUUACGAGCGGCUGGGCAUUCCCGAGGAUCUGGAUGAAUCCAUCCAAAUAGGACGGAUGGCUCUGGAGGCUACUCCUUCAGGAGACUCCGAGCGAUCAUACAAUCUCUGUUUGCUCGCUUCCAGUCUCUUACAGAGAUACACUCGGUCACACGCACUCGCCGAUCUGGAAGAAGCGAACAACCUGUCGAAGGAAUCCAUCAUGGGGCCAAAGGAUGUCCGGUUUGGCGUCUACCUUCGCACUCUCGGCGAAGCGCGGUUUCAUCGCGCUCUGGACAUCACGCAGAACCUUGACGAACUACGAGAAGCCGUGCAAGCUUUGAGGGAAUCGCUGGACCUCAUCCAAGCGGAGGACAAGAUAGGAAGGAUUGAGGUCAUCGACAGCCUAGCGUCAGCCCUCCGAGCGCAAUCACAGAUGACCAACUGUGUCGACUAUUUGGAGGAGGCGGUCGCAUUCCGGCAAAGUUGCCUCUCUGAUAUUCCCAACGUACGACCGGACUAUCCUCACAUCCAAGCACUCCUGGCCGACGACCUCUCUGCUUUACAUCGCUUGGUGAAUCGACCGAACGAUUUCCUUCAGUCUAUGCGUUUUUUUCGAGAUUCGGUCAAAAAUCCCUACGGCAAUCCCCGAGAUUCAUUGCAGUCGGGAAAGCGAUGGAUACAAGCAGCAAGAAGCAGCGGAUGUUCCAAUCUUGUCUUCGAGGCUUAUCAUCACACUGUCGGGCUUUUGCCUCGUUUAGCCUACACAGGCUACCACCCAGAAACGCGACUUCAAUUCCUCAGGGACACGCCGGGAUUAGCGAUCGAAGCAGCCAAUCACGCGCUCUUGCAUUCGCGGACAGCGGAGGCGGUCGAAAUUUUGGAACAGGGUCGAUCGGUGCUUUGGAACAGGGCACUUCAACAUCGCUAUCGGUUUGACGACCUUCCGCCCCACUUCGCUGAGCGGCUCAAUGCGCUCACUGCCGGAUUUGCGAGGCCUAUCGGAAGAGAAUUAGCUGGGGGAAAUAUCAGCGACUCGGCUAUGUCUCAGCGUCGCCAUCUUAUUGACAAGUUUGAGUUGGUCUUACGCGAAGUAAGACAGACUCCAGGUUUCGAAAGCUACUUCCUUCCCAAAAAGUGCUAUGCACUUCAAGCCGCGGCGGCGAUGGGACCUGUCGUACUUCUGCUCGCUGGCGAGACCCAGUCCCACGCCAUCAUCGUUCGUUCAUCCGGAAAACCACAACAGCUUCCGCUUUCGGUCACGUCCGCACGUUUGGCAGAGUUCGCCAGCAUGUUGUCAGCCGAAAAUACAACUGCGCGCCGCCGUGAUACGUCUUAUCCCUAUGCUCCAGAUGCCCACCGUCUCCACGUCCAGAAACAAAAGUGGAACUCCGAGAACUCCUACACAGGCAUCUUAGCAGAGCUAUGGCAUCAGGUUGUCCAUCCGGUGAUAGCUACGCUCAACCUGCAGGGAUGUACUUUGGACCAGCGACCACGGCUUUGGUGGUGUCCCACCGGCCCCUUCACCUUCCUUCCGGUACAUGCAGCCGGUAUCUACUAUGGAAGGAAUACAGACGUGUGCACGUCGGACUGUGUGAUUUCAUCGUACUGUCCAUCCCUACAGUCCCUUAUCAAAGCACGCCAAGAUUACGAUCAAUCGUCUGACAUCGCGAUCUUCCGUGUUCUGCUCGUCGGUCAGCCUGAGGCACCCCGUUGUACAC